CAUAAUCUGUGGAUUCUACUGUCAAAGUGACGUGUGCGCUUCAACGAGUGUUUUUCUCAUUUCUCUCCCCACGUGAAGAUAUAUAAUCAUUGUGAAAUAAAUUGAAAUUGAAAGUUAAUCGCGCAUCUGAACAGCAAUCAUGGCGGUCCGUGUACAAUUCGAGAAUAACAAUGAAGUGGGGGUGUUUAGCAAAUUGACAAAUUCCUAUUGCCUCGUUGCUAUCGGAGGCUCAGAAAAUUUCUACAGCGUGUUCGAAGCCGAGCUCGCAGAAACGAUUCCCGUGGUGCACGUCAGUAUCGCGGGGUGUCGUAUCAUCGGCCGGAUGACCGUUGCCAACAAGAACGGACUUCUGGUGCCAGCGGCGACCACCGACACAGAGUUACAACACAUACGCAACAGUCUACCGGACACAGUCAAGGUGCAGCGUGUAGAGGAGCGCCUCAGCGCGCUGGGGAACGUCAUAGCGUGCAACGACUAUGUAGCGCUCGUGCACCCCGACCUGGACCGCGACACAGAGGAAAUUCUCGCAGACACACUAAACGUAGAAGUGUUUCGGCAGUCCGUGGCCGGAAACGUUUUGGUCGGUUCAUACACCGCGCUCAGUAAUCGUGGGGGCUUAGUUCACCCAAAAACUACCAUACAAGAUCAGGACGAGCUCUCAUCCCUCCUACAAGUUCCGUUAGUUGCGGGUACAGUAAACCGAGGCAGUGAUGUAGUAGCAGCGGGGAUGGUGGUGAACGAUUGGUGCGCGUUUUGUGGCAUGGACACGACGUCGACAGAGAUCUCAGUGAUUGAGAGUGUGUUUAAACUGAAUGAUGCCAAGCCUACAGCCAUCACCUCCACAAUGCGUGCCUCACUCAUUGACAGCAUGUCCUAAACCCUGCAAGAAAUGCAACUAUGAGGUUCACUUGUCAUUCAUAAAUAGCAUCAGUUCUGUUGAGUAUUGUUUAAAGAAGAAGUGAGCAAAAAUGUAAACAUUGUACAUUUGAGGCAUAACCUCAAAUUAUGUUUUUAAUUGUUUUAAUAAACAAAAAAGGUAAUAUCAGAUUUAAAAUUAUGAUGCAUACAUUAUGAAUAUAAGAAAUCUUGAUCUUUAAGGUAAAUAAAGGAGUAGAAAUAUUAUUUUGUUUACAUUUUUUACAACUUCUAUAUAAAGUUAUGUUAUGACAAUUGAUACCAAAUAGUUGUGCUACCCCAGUGUUGCAGAGGAUCUUAUGUGAUAUGUUUAUUCAAUUUUGAUAAGUUGUGCACCUUUAAAAUUGCACAACAGAUUGUGCAAUCAUGCACUGGCAAUGUCCCUUAAUUUACAUAUGUGUAUACAUAAGUAAUAAAUUGUAAAUCUAUAUUA
This is a messenger RNA of Cydia splendana, 1348 nucleotides long. RefSeq names its product eukaryotic translation initiation factor 6 (gene eIF6). The transcript is spliced from 2 exons. Gene Ontology annotation, cellular component: nucleolus; cytosol; preribosome, large subunit precursor. Gene Ontology annotation, molecular function: ribosomal large subunit binding. Gene Ontology annotation, biological process: ribosomal subunit export from nucleus; maturation of 5.8S rRNA; cytosolic ribosome assembly. Bases 140 to 877 code for a protein of 245 amino acids. The record is from RefSeq and is a predicted model, not a curated record. NCBI's taxonomy places the organism in Eukaryota, Metazoa, Arthropoda, Insecta, Lepidoptera, Tortricidae.